AUGUCCUCCUCGACAGGACUGAGCCGAACGCGCUCAUUGAGACAGCCUCAAGCGACGUCCCGAAAUCAAUUGUCACAGAGAGAUGGCGCAAACAAUACCAGCGAGUCCGGAAGCGCAUCGCCGAGUCGGCUGCCCCAGAUCAAGCCCUUGACGAGGUCAGGGACUAUAUCAGGGACUACUUCAUCAUCAACCACAUCGUCCACGGCCGCAACAACGGCGCGCAGCCGGGCGGCGAGCUCGGCAAAGAGCACCACAACCACUGCUUCAGGAAGACCGCUGUCGGGGAUAUUCUCAAGCAGACCAUCGACCACAUCAACAACGACAACAGCCACGAGGCAGCGAGCUCCAACGGGCCCCGAGAAUGCAGCCGCCAGACCGCUAGGCCGGGCGCCUUCAAUACGACAGGUCUCUAGCCAGCAACCACCGGCGGCGACGACGACCACCACCACCACCACCAGUAGAAGGGUGCCCUCGGGCAGCAGCAGUGUCGGUGCUAAGCGCCCUACGUCCUCGGGCGGCCUGCCUUCCUCCGCCGCGCCCAAGACUAGAGCUCCGACGCACACGAGAGCAAAGAGCACGGCCACGGCGCUGACGGCCGCAACGACGCUGCGACCGCCCGUUUCGUCGAGCGCAACCGCCACCGCGGCGUCUCCUUCCUCGGCGAGCACCACAUCAGCGGUAUCCCACGCCGGCCGACCCAGCACGACGAGGUUACACGCGCGCAACGUCUCCCAGAGCGGCGCCGCCGCCACCGCACCACCGCAGUCACCGGUCCACGGCUCCCGCCGCCCCACCUUUGACACCAACCAGCAGUACUACUCGCCGCUCAAGUCGCACGCGCCCAAGCCGCUGACCUCGACGUUUCUGGCGCCGCCGUCGCCGUCCAAGCUGCCGUCCAACGUGGCCAUUAGCGCCGAGACGUCCCGGCUGCAAACGGAGCUGCUCCAGCUGUCCCUGUUGCACCGCGAGGCCGGCGCCGUUACCCGGCAGUGGCACGAGAGCGCCCGUCGGAAAUUGGGCAGGCGGUUCAAGGCGGCUGCCGCCGAACACGAGAGCAUUUGCGCCCAGGAGCGGGACGGCGUCGAGGCGCGCAACGUUGCGGCCCUGCUGCGUUGGGGCAGUCAAGAUGGAGGAAGACUAGGUCUCGAGGAAAAGUUGCAGGCCUUGGAUCAGAUUCUCGACGAGGUCUGGGCCUUGACCGAGUCCGAGGGCAGAUACGGCAGAGUCGUCGAGGGUUUUGAGGCGUGGGCCGGUCGAAUGGCGGAUAUCAUGGCCAAGCGUCGGAGUGGGCGUGCAGACGACUUGGUGCGCGGCGACGAGGUGCUCUUUGUGAGCGAUCUAGACACCCGGUGGAAAGAUGAAUGCGCCGGCCACGUCAGGAAACUCGAGGCGUGGUGUCUAAUGCUUAAUGAGAUUGGCCCGGCACCAGACGAACCCAGCGAACAAGGACCGAGGUCCAGCCUUUCGCGAAUCCUGGAAGGCUGCACGAGUCUGGUGGUGGAUAUGCUCGCGGAGCUCGAGGUCAUGCUCGGCAUUGAGAGGGAUGCGCGCAGGUCCGAGGACGAUUGGAUCGAGAGGAUGAGCGAGCAGCUCAAGAUUGGCGAUCAUGAGACCAUGGACAGGGAGCCUCCGCUGUGGAAAAUGGUAAUAUAA
This is a messenger RNA of Pestalotiopsis fici W106-1, 1653 nucleotides long. RefSeq lists its product as uncharacterized. Bases 1 to 1653 code for a protein of 550 amino acids. The transcript has a single exon. The record is from RefSeq and is a predicted model, not a curated record. Lineage: Eukaryota; Fungi; Ascomycota; Sordariomycetes; Amphisphaeriales; Sporocadaceae.